UUUAAAAGUGUCUGUUAACACAGAUCAUAUUUUUUUACUUUUAUUUCAAUUUUAAUGAUAGUUCAUUGAUAAAUUUUAUAUUUAAUCACAACAUGGACCAGUCAUUGUCACCACUUCUUAAAUCACCACCCACACCGGGUAGUAGCAAGGAGAGUUCUCAGUCAGACCGCAAAGAAACGUCUAGUAAAUCUCCAAGAAAAACUCAAAACUCUGAAUCAGAUCAUGACACUGAAACAGAAACACCUGAAAAGGCCAAGGCAAAAUCACCAGCUAAAGCGAAAAGUUCACCAUCUGCAGACAAGAAGAGGAAGGCUGAGACAGAUGAAGAAAUCAUAGCAAAACAUGCCAAACAGGAGGAAGAACGGCUGAAAAUGCAAGUUCUGGUUUCCAAUUUUUCUGAAGAUCAGCUCAACCGAUACGAGAUGUACAGACGAGCAGCUUUUCCAAAGGCAUCGAUUAAGCGGUUUAUGCAGUCGAUCACUGGAAGUGCAAUAUCUCCGAAUGUUGUCAUCGCCAUGGCAGGAAUUUCAAAGGUGUUUGUUGGUGAAUUGGUGGAGGAAGCCCUUGAUGUACUGGAAUCAUGGGGGGACACUGGACCAAUCCAGCCAAAACACAUCCGGGAAGCUGUUCGGAUCCUACGAGAGCGAGGAACUGUACCUAACUCAAAGAAAAAGAAAGUCAUGUUCUCCUGAGAUACUUUGAUAAGGAGUGCACAAAAUACGAUAUCAUCUGGCACAGUGAACAAAUCUAGUAAAAGCCCACAAGCCAGGCACAGAAAAUGCUUCAUUUGCAGUGCUUGACAGGCCUGUUGUGAUUUUCAAACCCAAAAAGUAAAGGAAGAUUCAGACUUUCUGCCUUAAAUUCUAAUUUCAACAACUGGUGUACUGUCAUUGGAAAACAUUCCUGUGGGCUUCCAAGCCAGACAUUGCCAGGACAGCAAAUAUAGGCGUGUAUGCUCCUUGGCUGGGGUAUGGAUGUUUGUGGGAAAGAUUCAUUUUUGAAUGGAUAUUUGUCUUAUACUGAUAUGAUAACAGGUGGAUCUCUAUGACAUUAAUCAGUGUGUUACGGACUGAUGCCAUUCAGAACAUAUCUAGUCCUGUGGUAUAAUAUUUUUCAUCUCAUAAAUAGAAAUUUGGGACAGCUUGUUGACUUAAUGAUCGAGAUACCUUGAUAUAUUUUUUGACAUGUAAUGAUGUCAUGUAACUGUUCCUUAGGAACUUGUUUUUAUGAAAUACUACAUAUUUAUCACUUAUUUUAUAGAGAUCAAUUGCCAUAUCAGUGUUUGAAAGCAUUCCCCAAUUUCUUGACAAAUCUGAUUUAUUAGCAUAACAGGCUAAGUGUCUUAUUUCAUUCAACCAAAUUACUAACUUAAAAUUGACUUAACAAAAAAAAUUGUUUUUAGUGAAGACAACUCAUAAAAACAACAUCCUUUAAAAUUCACAGGGUCCAGUUUCAAUACAGGAUUAUAGUCUUUAAAAAUCUUAAAUCUGUAGAAACAUCAACGUUGGCAAGAUAUUAACUGAAAUCUUUUUCAAAUUAGAAACAACUCUCAACUUAAUGUUCGGCUGUUACAAAUGGAUACGAAUAUCACAAAAAUAAGACCCAAAGAUUAAACAGGCCCUAGAACUGCACCUUCUUGGUAGCACCCUUCUGCCCAAGUGGAAACCAGGCUGUGCACCCUUCUGCAUUCACAGAACUAUAUGAGCCGCAUCGCGCGAUUUUGGGCCUUCGGACAUAAUUGUUACAAAUGAAAUAAUCAUUAAUAAAAAAUGCCAAAAAUAAUGAUUUUUUCUAUGUAAAUCAAUUUCUUCCUGACUUCUUUCUAUUUAAGCUUUGUAAUUGGUGCAUCAUAUUCUCGAUAAUUUAUGACAAUUGGUUUACUCAUGUUUCCAUAGCAACCAUGGAUUUCGUCCCGACAUAUUUUGACUGGAUUGAUAGUCUGUGUUUAAAACGGCAAAAUGUAUUAAAACUACAAAAAUGA
This is a messenger RNA of Mya arenaria, 1981 nucleotides long. RefSeq names its product transcription initiation factor TFIID subunit 11-like. The record is from RefSeq and is a predicted model, not a curated record. Gene Ontology annotation, cellular component: nucleus; transcription factor TFIID complex. Bases 93 to 692 code for a protein of 199 amino acids. NCBI's taxonomy places the organism in Eukaryota, Metazoa, Mollusca, Bivalvia, Myida, Myidae. The transcript is spliced from 4 exons. Gene Ontology annotation, molecular function: protein heterodimerization activity; transcription coactivator activity. Gene Ontology annotation, biological process: transcription initiation at RNA polymerase II promoter; RNA polymerase II preinitiation complex assembly.